AACUUCAAAGUUCCACGUGCAAUAUCAAACAAACAAGAUGACCAAGAAGAAAAAAUCUGUAAAUCAAAAAACUGUCUCAUUUCGUAAAGUGGAAAGUUCAUUCCUCAAGUCAAUACAGAAAGCUAAGAAAAAAGAUUCAAAAAAUCUUCAACUAGAUCAAUCUGGGAAUAUAGAUUUACUAGACUCUCAUGAAGAUGUAAAUGAUUUGUACAAGACAAUAAUUCAAGAAUUUUCUGUUAUUAGAAAAUCAGAUGGUUUAAUCACUGGUACAAAUGAAGUUUUAAGGCUCCUUGAAAAGCAAAAAUUAAUUGCUGUAUUCAUGUUGAAAGACAAAGUCAGUCCUUCAAUUAAAAAUAGCAUUUGUCAUCUAUGCCGUGAAAUUGGCAUAUGUUACAUUUGGCUGGAAGAAAAAGACAAGCAUAUACUUGGUCCAGAAUUUCCCAAAUCUAUUAUGUAUGGCAUUAAGGAUGAAUCUUCAGCUACUCUUGAAAAUUUACGAAAGCUUCUUCUAAAACUUUCAACAAAAAGAAAGUUAAAAAGUAGUAAAAAAGAUGCUGCUUCAUUCAUCGAUAUUUCUUCUAAUGAAAUGGAACUUUCAUCCACAGAAAGAACAACGAACCAAGAAGUUUUGAAUACUUCUACAUUUUAUCAUAUACAUGAAGGUCAUGUUUCAAAGAAAUCAAAUCAAGAAGUAACUGGAUUUUUAUCCCUAAAUAAAUUUUCCAGUGACGAAAAGGAAACAGACUUCCUCGAUUAUGAUUCUGUUGCUUGUUCUGGACUUUUAUCUAUAAAAUAAGAACUGUUUCAUUGUAGUGUUUUUAUUUUUUAUAUAUUGUACAGAAAUAAAACAUUUCUAAUUUUUUUAA
Molecule: messenger RNA, 866 nt
Organism: Argiope bruennichi
Lineage: Eukaryota; Metazoa; Arthropoda; Arachnida; Araneae; Araneidae
Exons: 4
Coding region: 38-796 (252 amino acids)
Source: RefSeq, a predicted model, not a curated record